Molecule: messenger RNA, 1789 nt
Organism: Plodia interpunctella (Indianmeal moth)
Lineage: Eukaryota; Metazoa; Arthropoda; Insecta; Lepidoptera; Pyralidae
Product: organic cation transporter-like protein
Exons: 4
Coding region: 155-1654 (499 amino acids)
Biological process (GO): transmembrane transport
Cellular component (GO): membrane
Molecular function (GO): transmembrane transporter activity
Source: RefSeq, a predicted model, not a curated record
UGACUAAAAGAGAGCGGCGUAAGCGCAAGUGAUUCGCAGAAGUUAGGACAGUUUGCCUCUGCAAGCCUUGGUGAAAUAACGUGUUGCAUUUAAACCCUGGGAGAUUUAACUGUGUGUGAUAAACAGUGUCCUGAACUGGGCGAUAACAAAAACGAUGGAAAUGGAGAAUACCAAACAGAAAGGAAUAAAAGCACCAGAUAAAGAUGUUAUUCAAAGGAUAACUGGAUCUUUCGGCAAAUACCAGCUGUGGCUCUGUGCACUGAUAUUCCUGUCUAAAUUUCCCGUGGCUUACCAUCAAAUGGCUAUAAUUUUCUUGUCACCAAAAGUAUCAUAUUCCUGUAAUGAAACGGGCACAAAUAAUACUUGUCCUUGCAUGGAGCCCGAGUAUGAUACGUCAAUUUUUAUAUCUACUAUUAUUUCGGAAUGGCAUUUGAUAUGUGGGAGGAAGUGGUUGGCAAGUUUUUCUCAAACUUUAUUUCAGCUGGGAACUUUAUUGGGAAGUGUGUUCUUCGGAAUGGCAUCCGAUAGGUUUGGAAGAAAGAUGCCGUUGCUUGCAGCUGUGGUGCUGCAGGUGUCGAUGGGCAUAAUAGCCGGGUUUAUUCCAGACUAUUGGCUUUUCGCAUUUGUACGAUUCCUAGUUGGCAUGUCUGUGGGAGGCACCAUGGUUACAGGGUUUGUCAUCGUUAUGGAAUUCGUUGGAACGCAGUACCGAGAGGUGGUUUCUGCUCUAUAUCAGAUACCCUUCAACUUAGGCCAUUUGACAUUGCCACUUUUUGCCUAUUUCUUCAGGGAUUUCAGAGAAUUCCAACUGUCGAUUUCCAUACCGACGGUUGUAUUACUGUGCUAUUUUAUUUUUGUACCCGAUACACCAAGAUGGUUGAUUGCCGUGAACAGAACAGACGAUGCUGUGAAAAUAUUGAAACGUGUCGCUAAAAUAAAUGGUCGUCCAACUGACAGCAUUCAAUCUGAAGUAGAUUCAUACCAAGCAGCAUUAAUAAAGUCGGACCUACGGAAGGGAAAUAUACUGGAUUUACUUCGGACGCCUAAUUUGCGGAAGAAUACAAUUUGUAUGUCGUUAAAUUGGUUGACAUGCAGCUACUGUUUUUAUGGUGUGUCACAAUAUGUCGGACAAUUAAGUGGUAACGUGUUUAUUAACGUAGCGGCCAGUGCCUGUGUUUCAUUUUUUGGUACUUUGCUGUCCAUACCAUUGUUAAGGGUAAUGGGAAGAAGGACUAUUGUUAUAGUAUUUAAUUUCAUUUGUGCUGCGUGUCUUUUACUAUUGACCAUGGUACCCGAAGGUGUUUGGUCUGUAGUGUGCGCUAUCGUCGGAGUAGUAACAAGUUUUAUUGUAUUCGUUGUAGUUUAUUUAUAUUGUUCGGAAUUAUUCCCGACUGUAGUGCGCAAUGCAGCUCUUGGCACUUCGUCAAUGAUGGCCCGAGUUGGGUCCAUGAUAGCUCCUUUCGUUAUAGAUACGGCAGCAGUAGCACCGUGGCUGCCGCCUCUAUUGUUCGCCGUACUACCACUUAUGGCAGGUUGUAUCACUUUCAUGUUGCCAGAAACAAGGGGAUGUGAGCUUAUGACAACUAUAGAAGAAGGCGAAUCUUUCGGCAAAAAUAUUGCUAAACAAGACACAAAGAGUGAUCAACGAUAUUAAUAACCUACAAACCUAGCCAAAUAAGUUAGUUAGGUAUUAUUUAAGUAACACAUUUUGUACAUAUCAUUAUUGAAGAUCAAUUGUAAUGUCGAGCUAAAUUUGUAAAUACAGUGUAAAUUUGUAAAAUUAAGUCAA